AUGGCUCAGAGCAGAAACACCGUGGUCGCGCUGUGCCUCGUCGCCCUGCUGGUGUUUGCGGCGGCGUCGUUGCCGGCUGCAACCGCCUUCGGCUGCUACGACGACUGCUACGAGCGCUGCGCCAACGGCAAGCAGGACCCCGCCUGCGUGAAGAUGUGCAACGAGGCAUGCGGCGCCGAUGCGGCAGCCAAGGCCGCUAAGGGUGCCAGCGCCGCCAAGGCGCCCGCUGCCGGCGCCUCUGCGUGA
Molecule: messenger RNA, 246 nt
Organism: Lolium rigidum
Lineage: Eukaryota; Viridiplantae; Streptophyta; Magnoliopsida; Poales; Poaceae
Exons: 1
Coding region: 1-246 (81 amino acids)
Source: RefSeq, a predicted model, not a curated record